Molecule: messenger RNA, 3397 nt
Organism: Protobothrops mucrosquamatus (brown spotted pit viper)
Lineage: Eukaryota; Metazoa; Chordata; Lepidosauria; Squamata; Viperidae
Gene: APBA1
Product: amyloid beta precursor protein binding family A member 1
Exons: 13
Coding region: 73-2544 (823 amino acids)
Biological process (GO): chemical synaptic transmission
Cellular component (GO): plasma membrane; dendritic spine; cytoplasm
Molecular function (GO): amyloid-beta binding; protein binding
Source: RefSeq, a predicted model, not a curated record
CAAAGGCGCGGAGAGGAAGCCUCAACACACAAAAUGUCAGUAGAAUAGGUGAAAUACCUAGUAGAACCUGCCAUGAACCAUUUUGAAGGACCACCCGAAGGAGAGGUCAGUGAUGAACUAGGCAGUAGAGAAGUGAAUGAAUCUGUAGAGGCAGACCUAGAACAUUCUGAAGUAGAGGAAGAACAGCAACAGUAUGCCAUUCAUUACCCAAGAUGUGCCAAUGGCAGCCGUGAACGACCUUCUAGGCAAGAAGAGGAAAGCACCUUAGCACGGUCAGCCAGCACUGAAAGUGGCUUCCAUUAUCAUACUGACACUGCUGAAGGAGACGUCAUAGCCAUAGCAGGAGACAGCUAUGAAGGUGACAGAGUGCUGGAGAAUGAGGACGAGAGUGCCUAUGGGGUGCAGUACCGACCUGAAGCAGAAGAGUACAUUGAAAAUGCUGAGUCAGAGCAUGCCGAAACCGUUCAUAACCGAACUCUUCCCAACCACUUGCACUUUCAUUCCAUUGAGCACGAGGAAGCCAUGAAUGCAGCGUAUUCUGGGUAUGUGUACACUCACAGACUCUUCCACCGAGGGGAAGAUGAGCAGUAUGCCGAGCCCUAUGCUGAUUAUGGGCUGCAGGAACACGUGUAUGAAGAGAUAGGUGACACACCUGACCUUGACGUGCGGGAAGGUCUUCGACUGUAUGAGCAAGAGAGAGAAGAAGCUGACAACUAUCGAAAGGAAGCUUUGGGUGCACGACUCCACCAUUAUGAUGAGCGCUCCGACGGGGAGUCCGACAGCCCUGAAAAGGAGGCGGAAUUUGCCCCGUAUCCUCGUAUGGACAGUUACGAACAAGAGGAAGAUAUAGACCAAAUAGUAGCUGAAGUCAAACAAAGCAUGAGUUCUCAGAGCCUAGACAAAGCUGCCGAAGACAUGCCAGAAGCAGAACAAAAUGAGGACACUAACAUUCCUGCUAAUAUGCGCCAUGAAAGUAGCAAUCAGGUUUCAAUGAACGCUAAAGUACCUGUUAAUGCAGGCGAAUCAGUGCAAAGAUAUAGUAAGGAAAAAAGAGAUGCCAUAUCACUGGCAAUUAAAGACAUUAAGGAAGCUAUUGAGGAAGUGAAAACAAGGACUAUUCGUUCUCCAUAUACUCCAGAUGAACCCAAAGAACCCAUCUGGGUGAUGAGACAGGACAUCAGCCCGACCAGGGAUGGUGAGGAUCAAACACCACUAGAGGGAGAUUCUCCAUCUCCUGAUCCAUCUUCACCUCAAGGUGCUGAAUCGUCAAGUAUACAACAUCAUCAAGAUGUCUGCGGUACAGCAGAAACCCCCACCAAUAAGGAGUCAAGGAAGAGCUUGGCUUCUUUCCCAACCUAUGUUGAAGUUCCAGGACCUUGUGAUCCUGAAGAUUUAAUCGAUGGAAUCAUAUUUGCUGCCAAUUAUCUUGGCUCUACUCAACUCCUUUCGGACAAAACUCCAUCCAAGAAUGUGAGAAUGAUGCAGGCUCAGGAAGCGGUGAGCCGUAUUAAGAUGGCCCAGAAAUUAGCCAAAAGCAGAAAGAAGGUUCCUGAAGGUGAAUCUCAGCCCAUGACCGAAGUUGAUCUUUUCAUUUCAACACAGAGAAUAAAAGUGCUAAAUGCAGACACUCAGGAAACGAUGAUGGAUCAUCCUUUGAGGACCAUUUCCUACAUUGCAGAUAUCGGAAAUAUUGUUGUAUUGAUGGCUCGAAGGCGAAUGCCAAGAUCAAAUUCUCAAGAUAAUGUGGAGGCAUCUCAUCCUUCUCAGGAUGGGAAGAGGCAGUACAAAAUGAUCUGUCAUGUUUUUGAAUCUGAAGAUGCACAAUUAAUUGCACAGUCCAUUGGCCAGGCAUUCAGUGUGGCAUACCAGGAAUUCCUGAGGGCAAAUGGAAUAAAUCCUGAAGACCUGAGUCAGAAGGAAUACAGUGACCUCCUCAAUACCCAAGAUAUGUACAAUGAUGAUCUGAUCCACUUCUCAAAGUCUGAAAACUGCAAAGAUGUUUUCAUUGAGAAGCAGAAGGGUGAAAUUCUGGGCGUAGUGAUUGUAGAAUCUGGGUGGGGAUCCAUCUUGCCUACAGUUAUCAUAGCCAAUAUGAUGCAUGGGGGACCAGCAGAGAAAUCUGGAAAGCUGAAUAUUGGAGACCAGAUCAUGUCUAUCAAUGGGACUAGUUUAGUUGGCCUGCCACUCUCUACAUGCCAGAGUAUCAUAAAGGGUUUAAAAACACAAGCCAGAGUGAAACUGAACAUAGUGAGAUGUCCUCCAGUAACUACGGUACUCAUUAGAAGACCAGACCUCAGAUACCAACUAGGCUUCAGUGUACAGAAUGGCAUUAUCUGUAGUCUUAUGAGAGGAGGGAUUGCAGAGCGAGGAGGAGUCCGAGUGGGUCACCGAAUUAUUGAAAUAAAUGGACAAAGUGUCGUAGCAACACCUCAUGAAAAGAUUGUUCAUGUUCUCUCAAAUGCUGUUGGUGAGAUUCAUAUGAAGACUAUGCCAGCUGCCAUGUACAGACUCUUGACUGCACAGGAACAACCCGUUUACAUCUAAAGCUGACUCUUCCAGUGUGCAUGGAGGAGAUUCCUUCUCAUUAGUGGUGGUGUUUUCUUGGGCUGCGUUUUGAUGUCUGCAGCAGCAUCUCUCUUCUUCUUUUCUUACCUUUGAUCAUUCCGUUGGGUAACAGAUGGCAUUUUUGGUUGCGCCUUUUUACAACUAGUUUUAUGUAACUUAAGAAUCUCUAAUAUACACGUGCAUGCACUUCUUCAAGCUAUGUCAUUUAUGUUUUGUGGCUCGUAUGAUAGAAAACACAAGUAUCCUAAAUAAAAAUAAAAGUUAAAAAGCUCUUUUCACCGACAGACGGCAGGGUAAAGUUCUCAAAUUUAUGAAAAUAGAUAGGAUAUUGAUCUGUUUCUCUUAUAAAGUUGCUGUGCCAAAGGUAGGAAAGCAACAUUAUAAUUUUACCCUAAACAAAUAGUUAAAUAUGGUUUGAAGGAGACACUGAUUUCCUUAUGUAAUUAAAAAUCUAUAUAAUGGAAAUCUAUUACUAAAAGAUGGUGUUUAGCUUUUGCUGAUAGACCUCCAGACUUUUAAAGGCGUAUUGUCUAUGGGAGAUAUUAUUUUACAAUUUUUCCCCUUGAGUUCAAAAACUUUCCUCAUAUUUCCAAAAAGUCAUGUAUUUCUUGAAUACAAUACGAUUUUUCAAAAGUGGCUUUUCUAAUUCCUACUUUCUUUGCAAGAUGAAUGAUAAAUUCUAAAUAUCCAGUAAAACCAGUAUGGGGAUAUGAGGAAAAAGUUUUGCUAGACUUUCUAUUCUUUUUCCAUUGUGGGCAUAAUACGUUUUUACAUUUUAAGUGUAUGCUUGUUACAAGAAUUUUAACAAGUCUGCAUACAGUACUACUUUUGU